Eupeodes corollae is the source of this 5466-nucleotide messenger RNA. RefSeq names its product extracellular serine/threonine protein kinase four-jointed (gene fj). Gene Ontology annotation, biological process: cell-cell signaling. The coding region runs from base 1351 to 3456 and encodes 701 amino acids. The record is from RefSeq and is a predicted model, not a curated record. The transcript has a single exon. NCBI's taxonomy places the organism in Eukaryota, Metazoa, Arthropoda, Insecta, Diptera, Syrphidae.
CCAAUAUUCAAUUCAGUCUUUAGCAAAACCUCAGAGAGUUCGGUACCAAGAUUUUAACGUUCUUUUUGGCUCUGUAUUCAAGUUUAAAAAAUAAAAAACAAUUUUUGUAUCUUCUUAUAAAUAAGACAAACUCAGAACAUCUGUAUUUCAAAUAGAUUUUCGUAAUUCUCAGCAAUAAUUGAAUUUUGUUCAAAGAACUCGGCAACGAAUGAGUAAUCAUAGCCGGUAAAGUGCCAGAGCGACGGGUUUUCAAGUGUCACUUUGCGGAUAUGUACCUUUUAUUUAAAGUAUCUCAAAGUUCGAAGACAACAUCAUUACGCAUUCGAUCGUAACCCUGAACGGAUCGGAAAUAACGGUCUGGUUAAAUAAAAUCAAAUUAAAACUAAAAGUGUCAUCACCCUAAAAAACCAAAACCAACCUGCAAAAGGUGUAGGAGUGUUCGCAGAACACAAAAAUUCAAACGUGCGAGUUUGAAACGUAUAAAAAAGACGAAAAUAUCUUUAAACAGAACAAAAGUAUCUAGAUACUUUGAUACCCUCAUGGAGUGUAAAAAGUGUUGAAAAUAAUAAAACAAAAACAAGUGUGUCCAAUUUAACGUUCGUUGCGAAACAACAUUCUGAGGAUAAUAGAACUCAGCUCGAAGUUCUUCAUUCAGGAGCCUCGAAGUACUCGCGUAUAUCCUCUAUCCAAAGCCUCCUCCUUGCGGAUUAAAGAAAAAGAAAGAAAUAAUUGAAAAUUUAAAAAAAAAAAUCAAAGAAAAUCACGUCGACAACUUCGAAAAGGUUGAUUCCUUGUUUUUCCCUUCGAACCCAGACCUCACACCACCACCGACCAUCUCCUCCACCCCUCGCGGUCCGAGGUAGUAUCUUUUUCAUUGUGCAACCAACAACUUAACAACUUCUCUCCAUCUCGUUUGGUGGUGCGCGCGGUGUUAUCGCGAAAAGGCAAUCAAUUUAUUGAAAAAUAAUCCCCAGCCUUGUCGAGAGAAAAAUAAAAUUACAAAAAAAGAAUAAAAAUACAAAAAUAGUGCUUUACCAGUGAUCGUGCACAAAAUAGAUCGAUAAGCUCAACGGGCGCGUAUUUAAAAGAAAAAAGAAAACCACAACGGAUACGAAAAUUGUAUUUUAACAGUGCUGAAAAGUUGAAAUGUUUUCUUCGAGUUCCUUUGUAAAUUGCAAGUCGUGUUUUUGCGAAGUCACUGCAAGGACACAUCGCCAACGGUGAGAUCAAAUCUCAAAAAGGAUAUACAACAAAGACUCUUAAACUAGAUUCAGCUAAAUAGACAAACCACAAAAAUACCCUGAAAUAUAAGCUUAACGGCAAUCAAAAUUGAUUUUCUUGUCAAAAAUCAUGUACGAAAUUAAAUCAAUCGAAUUCGGUCGAAAAACGGAUAAAAACAAUCAAACCCCAUUGACAUCAAAAAACUACUUCGAUCACUAUCAGCAGAUAAGCAGCGAUAGUGCGGACUCCUCGAUCAGUACAAUUCAAGUGCCAAUAGUCGUAACGACGGAUAGUCAUCGUCAAGGACUAAAAGGCCAGCAUCAGUCGGAGUCGGAGUUGGAGUCGGACGGGGACACAAUGCAAGUGUCACUGAGGCGUCGGCGGAUAUUUCAACGACAGGCGUGUCUCCUAAGCAUACUGGCAGCGUUUAUUUUGGGCCUGAUGUUGGGCGUUUUCAUGCCCAUGAUGUCAGGAAUGUCGGGGGUUUUCAUAACCGGCGAGUUGAUUGGUGUGGAGCCAGUGGCCUCGACGGCAGCUGUUGUCAAUAAGACAGUCAUGCCACUGCACCCACCAUCAGACUUCCCCACGAUCUACGAGCUUCGUGGCGAGAAGCUGAUAGAGCAGCCCACAGUGGUGCCAACGGCAGGAGAAAACCUAUUCUCUGUGUCAUUCAUAAAGGAAAAGGAAUUGCCUGCCGAAGAAGUGUUCCGAAAUGCAUUCCACUUGGAGCAGGACAAGCACUCGGAAGAUUCCAUGAUUGUUAAGAAACUCGAUGCCGUUGAUGGGAGCAUAAAAGAGUUCAGGGUGCAGCGGACAAGUGAUGGACUCUUUCGGAAAGGGCCCGAGAGGCGUUUGUCAAAGCCGUCGGUAGUCGAACAAAUGCUCCCCGGUGACACUGCCCAAUUUAAUCUCCAUGAAGCCUCUCUCAGCUUCAUACCUAUCGCUGAACAAAUUGUUCGUAAUGCCAACCAUAACACCGGAAUCGUUGACAGCGAUAUCUAUUGGGGUAAAAUGGUGGAGCAGUCGUUACCAAGUGGAUUUCUCAAGAGCGAUGCAGCAGCCUGGAAUAAGUUCAUUCACAACGGAGUCGUCACCCGUUUGGAGACGGGAUGUGGUAGAAUGCAAAAUCGGCUUGUCGUGUUUGCUGAUGGCACCAGAGCUUGUGCUCGCUAUCGCCAGAAUACAGACCAAAUACAAGGCGAACUGUUCAGCUUCUACUUAGGACAGUUGCUGAAUUUGACAAAUCUCGCCCCAAGUGCGGCGUCAGUGAUUGAUCUGGAAUCGGCAACUUGGGCAAACGCCCUACAAGACAUCACAAACGCACAGUGGAAAUCCACACGCCCAGUUGUUCUUACAAAAUGGCUACCUGACCUCGAACCAGCCGGCAUACCUCAGCCAUUCCAACCACUCGAACGUCAUUUAAAUAAAUACGACGUUUGGAAUAUCACGCUGGGCACCAGCACCAAUGCAACAACAUUCCCCUCUUCACCAUCAUCUUCAGCAUCGGCAUCAUCAUCGUCAUCGUCCAUUGCAGACGAUCAAGAUGCAAAUCAAAAAGGAUUACUCAAACGGUUGGGUGCUGCUGCCCCAGCAUCAUCGUCCGCCAUCAACUCAGCCAGCAACAACAACAACAAAUACAACAGGUCUUCUCGUCUCAAUCAAUCAAAAUCAGUGGUCGCUGCCGCAUCAGAUCCAUCGUCUCUUCCAGCAUCAUCAUCAUCUGAGGUUGACAGAGACGAAUUGCAUUUGAAUGCGACAGUGCUGAAUCGAUUAAUCGAGCUAGCGCAAUGGUCCGAUCUAAUCGUGUUCGAUUAUUUAAUUGCGAAUCUAGAUCGGGUUGUUAACAAUUUGUACAACUAUCAAUGGAAUGCAGACAUCAUGGCGGCGCCAGCGCACAAUUUGGCCCGACAAAUUAAUUCCCAGCUCCUGGUGUUCUUGGAUAAUGAAUCAGGACUGCUGCAUGGUUAUCGAUUGUUAAAAAAAUACGAAGCUUAUCACGGUUUGUUGUUGGACAAUUUGUGCAUAUUCCGACGGCCGACCAUUGAAGCGCUUCGCAAUUUACGCGAAUACGGUCCUGGCAAGCGGCUGCAGGAGCUUUUCGAGAAAUCAACUAGUUAUCAGGUGCGUGACGUGUUGCCAUCGUUGCCGGAUAAAUCCAUAAAAAUACUAAUCGAUCGUAUCGAUCGAGUAUUGGGGCAAGUACAAAAAUGUAGAGAUUUAUUCUCAGACAGAUAAUAUGAUAUGACAUAAAUAGGAUUUUUUAAAAAUGUUAAAAAUUUAGAUGUUGAGACACAUGAUACUUAAGAGUCAUGAUGUUUUGUUUGUUUUUCUUUUAAAAAAGUAGUUUUUUUUCAAAAAAUGUGAUCGAAUUAGAAUUUUUGAAAUUGUUAAUAAAUUAUUUUCGUUUUGUAACUAUUUAUCGCUAAGAAAUUUGACAAAAACCAUGAGGUGGGUGGAGAUUAAUGGUAUUUUGUAUCAAGACGAACUUUGGUGUUGAAUGUUUUCGAACCCGGUGGUUGGCAUAAGGAUAUUAAUUAUUAUUCAAAGCAGAUUUUGGUUUACUUCUUACGUCAUUUCCCUUUAUUAGAAACUGAAAACAUUGGACCUUGGUUUGAACAGCUAUAUUUUUCUGACUUUAUUUUCAAAUUUAUAGUUGUUCAAGGCUUAAGCAAACAUAUUAUAAGGGCUUUAAAUAGGUAUAAUGUCUUGUUUCUGUCACUGAAUUUCUGCAAUUAUGAUGUGAAAUAAAUAUCCUUAAAAUAAAUUGAAAUAUUUUGCUGUUAGGAAUAUGAAUACAAAUAUUUUGUUUAAAAAUAAAAAAAAGAUUAAAGAAACACUUGAGUGUAUAAUAGUCAAUUUGUAUAAGGUCUAUAUUCAUAUCUAAUAACUUAAAUAAUCUCUUAUUUAACAUUUCUUUUAAUGAUUUUAAAAAACGUAUAAAAAUAUAUUAAUUUUUAAAGCUAGACAAAACAAAAAAUUAUCGAUAAAGGCAAGUAAUUUAACUCAUUGAGAUUCUUAAAUUACUUACAGCUUUUUUAAAGGAUAUUUGUAUACCAUUACACUCAACCUUCUAAUACGACUUUUAUUGUAGCAUAAAAGUUUACAAUAUUAGAAACUAAAAUAUAUCAGACCAGGCUUUUGUAAAUGUUUUUGAAUACAUAAAUAAAGUAUUCUUAAUUCUGUGUUAUUCAAUAUUUUCUAAUAGGAUAUCACGAAUUCUCAAGCCAUCUACAGUAUUUCAGACAAAAAUAACUCAUUUAAGAAAAAAAAACAUGCAAACAUUUUACUUAUCAAGAGAUUUACAAAAUUUAUUCAUGAUAUUUAAAAUCAAGUUCGAACAUCAGCUCUAUUGUUUGAAGUCCUUAAAAUGAAUGCAUGCUUAUAUUUGUAAGAAAUAUAAAGAUUCUCAGUAAAAUGAGCACAAAUUGGGGAUAAAAGGAUCACGCAAGUUUGACACGACUCAGCACCUCUGUCGAAGUCAUUAAAACAGUUUCUCUUUACUUUAACUUAACAAAAAGUAGAUAGAAAAAUCAUUUCGAAAAUCAAUAGAUACUAAUUUUUGAGUUUUAUAAAGCACAAUGAAUUAUUAAUGAUUAGGUUUUUGCUAAGCUUUAAUCUUAGUUUAGUUUAGAAUAAAUUAAAUUCAGUCUACAUUAAACCACGCAUAACAUGUCUCUACGCAUAGAGGCACUCAUUAAUCUACCUUAAAGCUACAUACAUAACUUUUGUCAUAAACUAAAAACCAAAUGGCAUAUGUCAUAAAACCUAUGUAAUUAAAAACAACACCACCCGAAAUGAGGUUGUAAAACAUUUUUUUUGUUCAUAUAUGAAGCACUAAAAAGUGCUUUAUUUUUUCCUUAUGACGCUUAAGUCUUAAAAAUGACAACAGGUAAUAAAUCAUAGUCUUUUAUUUAAAAAUAAUGGAUCUAGAGAAUCUUGACAAUAAGUUCAGAGUCUUAAUUUUCAGUAGGUUGAGCUUGUGAUUUAAUAUUCCGGUUUGUCACAAAUAAUGUCAUAUGAAGACUUUCACUUUAGAGAUGAGCUAGAAAUAAUAUGAAAUCCAAAAUGAUUUAUUACCUUAGAUCCACUGUGUUGGCUCAUUUUGGAGUCAAAAAGUAAAGCACACAAAAUAAAAUAAUCUCUUAAGGCCUUAACAGAUUUGUUUUUAAAUUGACAAAAUAAUAAAAACUUAUAAAACAAACCGCGAAUAUAAAUACAUCACAUCAAUCUUAAAACAACAAAGUA